Cladocopium goreaui is the source of this 3423-nucleotide messenger RNA. Lineage: Eukaryota; Dinophyceae; Suessiales; Symbiodiniaceae. The record is from the annotation of a GenBank genome assembly.
AUGGUGACAGUUUCUGUCAUCACCCUUGGCGGCACCACAGAAGAGGCGGUUCUCAUCACAGUUCCACGUGAUGUGCCCCUGGGGGAUGUGAAGAAGGCUCUAGCAGAUAUGUUUGAUCGUCCAGAGAUCGCCUCCGACGGCCGCUUUCUCAAAAAGAUGCCGAAUGGUGCCACUGUGAACAUGCACGACAAUCAGAAGCUAGGAUCCAGGAAGGAACUUAUUUACGAAGGUCCUGCACUCGCACUAGCGCCAGAGGCCGUGCCUUUGCUCACCCUGGAAGAAUUUGACGGCUUUGAUGAGAAGGUAGAGGUCCAAUCUCCACGCUCGCUUCGUGCUCUGGAGCUUCAAGGAGUUGUGCUGGAUGAGCUCUACUACGCUCCGCCCGAAUGCUUUUGGGAGCCAGGGCUUGAUACGAUGAUUGUGAAGCUUCACCACGACUUCUUCGAGGCUUGGAGACAAGACACCUUGGACAUGUGCCGGCUCCAACGAGACCGAGUGAUGUCUGAGGCAAGCCUGAAGCUGGAGCAACCCGAACGGAACAGCCAAGCACUGCCAACUGAGAAGUCCUGCAUACCGCGCUUCUACAACACAGAGAGCAGCCCAGAGGAGAGGAUUUAUGGAACUGGUGGAAACUGGUCUGGAAUCCUGGAGCCUCACACGUAUCCACUGACGAUGCAGUUUUUCGAGGACCUCCAGUACUGGAUGCAACCGGACAAGGUCUUCGAAAGGACGUAUCAAGGUCAGAAAAAACUGAUGAAGCAAUCCCAUGGAGCAAAGCCGUCUCCCAAAGGAAUUUCCAUUCCGGAGCGUUUAGACUUGGAUGCUCCUGGUAUCAAAGUGAAAGAUGCGUCCAAGGAGGUUGCAAAGAUGGUUGGAGAACUGCGGAGGAUUCCUCGAGAAGCCAAGCGUCCUCAAGCAGUUUCAUUAGCUUCGAAUACCUUGUCUGUGGCGGUUGUGCAAAGACGUGAAAACGCAAAAGCACGCCGUGCCGCUGUGAAGGAUGUCAUGUCUCAUGCGGAGUCAAUGGCAUCGCUUGCGGAGGGGCAGAGAGAAGCCACAGAUGCUCAGAUCAAAGAGGUGAAUUUGUGGCGGGGUCACCGAGAAGCCUGCAGCCAGGAGAGCCGAGGUUCAUGGAAGAAUGAGGCUCAGGAGAGAAACUUUGCCAAUGCCUAUCGACGAUCUGAGCAUUGGUACAAACGAAGGGAAGCAGUUCACGAGAGCGAGAUGGAAGCAGAGGAGAAGAGGUAUGAAGCAACUAUCAAGAUUGCUCAACGUGACGUGGCUGUUGCAAAGCGAGUAGGACGGAUCCGCGACCUUACGCGGAUCAAAUUUGCCAGGCAAUGGCUUGAACGUCGUAUACGAUGGGCCAAGCAAGAGACAAUUACAUCCAAAAAAAAUGACACAUGGAAGGCUGCAACGUUGCAAAAGCAAGAUGAUGCCCAGGCUAGAAUUCACGACCACAACGUGCGUUGGGCUAAGUUCAUUGAGUUCAAGAAGGAGUUUCUUGCCUUACGGAGAACCAUGUGCCGCAUGGCAGCAGAUCGAGAGUUCAAGCGGCAACACCAGCGCCGCAAGGACAUCGCAACGCAUCUCACUUCAUUUGCUGAGAAGGCAGAAGCGGCACAGAAAUCCCAAGCCGAGUCCCAGAUGGAGGCGCGCAUCCUUUGGGAGUCUGUUGUGGAAGUCAUCCAUAAUGGAACGAACCCCAAUGUGGAUGUUUUGGGGAUCCCAGAGUUGCCUGGGGUGUGCAGAAUGCCUUGCAUGGAGUCACCAUGUGUGCGAUGCGACACCAGAAGGGGAGGCUUUCAGUUUCCUUUCGUGGGCAUUUGGACCAAGACGGCUGUUUUGGCCCAAGCAGGUGACACAGCUCAAUCUUUGUGGGAGCGUUACCAUGCCGGGGAGGAGACUUUUGAACUCCUUGCGUUGCAAAGAGUUGCCUCGGGCGUUACCCGUGCGCAGCUCAUCCCAAGCCAUGCCCAUGGGACCCUCGUCAGGCUGGCCCUGUGUCGUGACGGCAUCACGAUGCAGGAGUUCUUCGAGCUAUGGAGGGAAUGGCAACGGGGCAGCUGUACCUGGGUGGAACCCUGGACAGGCUGCGGAGGAGUCGUGCGGGCCAACGACGAUCGCAGACGAGCAGGAGAUGCCGUGCGACGCAUCCUGGGUGCCGUGGAGGCUGAGGUGGAGUGGAAUGCCGACGUGGAGGUGAUUUCUGCCCCUUCUGCGGCUCCUCUGACGAUGAGCAGUGAGUCGGUCCUGUCUGGGGAUGUCAAGGGGGUGGUCCAGGGAGGUUAUAAGGCACGGGAGAGUGCCGGAACCAGAUCAUCUCCAUCUACAUUCUCAGCCCUGGCUCAACUAGGACUCGCGGUUGCUGCCGGUGCCAUGGCGAGCAGCAAGGGACGGUACGCUCUUGAGGCCGCGGGUGAAGCAAGCACCUGGGACCCAGAGCAAGCCGUGGAAGUGGCCACUAUGGAAUUGGAAGUGAGGCAACACUUCGGGUUAGCUGAUGAUAGUGACCUCGCCUAUGCCUUCGAGAACUACCAGGAUGCCAUGUCGGCAGGAGGGCACGCUCUGGCGGCGCAAUGGGCCUCAGCCCGGUCCAAAGCUGAUGAAGGGUUGCUGGCGGCUGGAGCAAGGGCGGUCGAAGAUAGUGGCGCUGGCUCAGCACGAGAUCGAGUUCCUCGACCGACCGUGAAGCCGAUGAUCCAGAGGAGACAGGGAGUGACCCUGUCUACCAACAGGUACGGGCCUGAUGCAGUGGUGCAGAGGGUGGAGUCUCUUGCGCAGUGUUUCGAAGAAAUGUCUGUGCAGCGGCCGGCCCACAAGGUAACCGAGGCACGGCUGGAAGAGUGGAGGAAGCAGUUGCGGCGGUUGUCACAACAGAAAGUAACUCAGGCCGAUAGCCAGACGAUCAUCAAUGCCAUCCGCACCUGGAAGGAGCUGGCGCACUACCAGGAGGACGGGCCUCGAAGUGGUCGAGGACUUGGACCUGGCAUCAUUCGUCCAGGAUGGCACAGACGGCCCAGCGAGGGCCCUGGCAUCUCUGAAGUGGCUCAACAAAGCAGGACGCGGAAGCGGCAGCAGGCAGUGGUGGCCGAGCCAGGCAUGAUUCCCUUCCUGGAGGCAGGCAUCAUCACCGCGGCCGAACACAACAAUCCAGAAUGGAUGGCCUUGUUAGCCAACUGGUUAUGUGCUGUCGGAUGUUUGCGGCACCGACACAUCACCAAGAGUUCCCCCCAGAGGAUGUCAAUGGGCAAAACUCUCCAUCCGCACCAUAACAACGCCUUGCUGACCGGUGCCCCUGGUCCACUCAUGAUGUCUGCUGCAAGGGGGGACUGUGGCGGCAUAGGUACCAACCCUGAUGAGCUCAUACGGGUUCCGCCCGCACCAGCCCUCCUCGGUUCUGAUCCUGUCAAGGUGGCUUGA